GACACAAAGCUUAGCUCGCUCUCAUGUCCGUGUUUACAAGCGAAGCGUGACGUUCGGGGACUCGUAAGAAUCACGUCUCCUAGCGUAACGUCAACUAAAAGCUCUUCAUUUCACACUGAUACACGUCCGAAAAUGCUGUCACUAAGAGCUUUCCUCAACGACAGAUUGAUGGCAGUAGCAGAUGAGAUCUUCGGAGCUGUCGAAAAGACCAUAGCCGAGUACAAAGAGGAGAUCUUUCGCUCAAAGGAUCUGGAAAUAACUCGUCUAAGGAUGCAACUGAAGCUUCUCAAGUCAGAGCCCGAACUGGAGAGAUGCAUUGAAGCGCAGCUGCAGCAGCACACCCAUCAUCACCACCACCACCCUCCUCCUCAGCAUCAUCAAUCAAACCCUGCAGUGGAAGAGGCUCCUGAGCCCCAGCACUGUGAGGAAGAUGAGGGCAGCAGCAUGGAGCAGGAGCACCCAGAGCCCUCACAAGUGAAGAAGGAGCAGCAGCAGCAGAAGAGCCACAGGGACUUCUGGAUGGGGCAAGAUGCAACAGAGCAGCUGGACAGCCUCGAAUCAGACAUCAAAGACUUCAUCUCAUCUCCCUCCAGUCUGAGAAAUAGUCUGCAGGAUCCCAUUUUACCCUUCCACCCAAACCACAACAAUAAUAACAACAAUGGCAGUGCUGGAGAGAAGCCCUACUGCUGCUCCGUGUGUGAGAAGCGCUUCAGUAACUGCUCGCACCUCGCUGCUCACAUCAGGACACACACAGGAGAGAGGCCGUACAUAUGUGAAAUAUGCAGGAAGACUUUUAUAACAACAAGUGCUCUGAAUAGACAUCAGACUAUACACACUGAAGGGAAACACUUUAUCUGUAAUUAUUGUGGGAAGUCCUUUAAAUGGAUGGAGUCUCUGGGCAGGCACAUCAGGAGUCUGCACAAGAGAGAAAACAUGCCUGUGUGAAGCUUAAAAUUACACUCAUGUCCAAUACCUGUGUGUCUGUACUGUAUCAUGAAUUAUUUUUAGUGUUAGGUGCGAACAAAGAAUGUGAUGUCAGUUGUUUAUCUUUAGUUGUAAGUUAAUGUGCAUGGACCUCAUAAAGCCUUGUGUGCUUGAAUUUAUUUUGUGGUAUAUUUGUGUGAAAAUAUAAUUUCUACAAACAAAUUAUGGCUGAUGAAUUCAGAAUAAAAUGUGAAUCUAUAAAGA
Molecule: messenger RNA, 1188 nt
Organism: Notolabrus celidotus (New Zealand spotty)
Lineage: Eukaryota; Metazoa; Chordata; Actinopteri; Labriformes; Labridae
Product: zinc finger and SCAN domain-containing protein 32-like
Exons: 2
Coding region: 133-945 (270 amino acids)
Biological process (GO): regulation of transcription by RNA polymerase II
Molecular function (GO): DNA-binding transcription factor activity; RNA polymerase II cis-regulatory region sequence-specific DNA binding
Source: RefSeq, a predicted model, not a curated record